Molecule: messenger RNA, 1131 nt
Organism: Bipolaris victoriae FI3
Lineage: Eukaryota; Fungi; Ascomycota; Dothideomycetes; Pleosporales; Pleosporaceae
Exons: 2
Coding region: 1-1131 (376 amino acids)
Biological process (GO): anaphase-promoting complex-dependent catabolic process
Cellular component (GO): anaphase-promoting complex
Source: RefSeq, a predicted model, not a curated record
AUGUUUUCCCUACCUAUGAUUGCGCCGCGCCCAGACGCCAGUCUGUGGCCCUCUCUCCACAAUACACAUGCAGCAUUUGAAGACACACAGUCACAGUCCCCGCCCAAUACGUCGCACAACCAACGACGCCCAACGCACCAUACACCCCACCACAACCAAAACCUACUACUGUCCAGCCUCACAGCUGAUGAAAAUACCAUUUCCCAGCGAAAACUCAAUGUCCGUCGUUUCGGCGCAGGAUGGCUGCGUCCCCCGGGCGUAUCCAAAACCCUCCAAGCCAUCAAAGACGAGGAGCUCGAGAAAGAGGAACAAGAAAUGAUGCAGCGCCGCGAACAAGUAAUGAUGGACUUAGCUGCUGCGCAGCAAGAAGCCGCAAACGAAGAGCAGCGUGAACGCGGCGAAAUGGAAGAAGAAGCCGGUAUGGGCGAAGAAGAACGAGACCUAGACGACGAAGUCCCCGAAGCCGAAGAAAGCAUGAGCGAAUCCUCCUCUACCGCCGCUAGCAGCAGCAACAGUGGCAGCGGCAGCGGGUCAGAAGACGAGCAAGAAGAACAAGGUAGCGAAAUCAGCGACGACGCACAGGAAGAAAGCACCGUCCCCUUCAACGAAGACAGCUUCAUCGAAGGCAGCAUGAUGGAAGCAGAAGUCUCGCACAUGCUCGAGAUGGAAGAGGCGGAAAUGACAGGUGUCCUCCAAGACGAACGCGAUCUUGACGACGAUGUACCCGAAGCUGGAAGUUAUGAGCAUACGGAUUCGGAACUCGAGGAUUCAAGCGACUUGGAUAAUUCGGCGCUGCCGACAGGACUUGCGUCAGCAAGGUCGAGACGCUCGGCCAGGAGGCGCCGAUCGAGUGGAAGACGCAGUUCUGGGCGUCGUAGCUCGGGGCUCCCUGGGGGAAUGACGUUGGGUGCGCAUCCAACGGCUGGACGAGUUAGUCUGGGUGUUGAUUUGGGGAAUGGGAGGAGUAGCUUUGGUAUGGAUGGAAGCAGCUCGUUUCUUGACGGAAGCUCUUUCUUGAGGAGUUCACCUGCGGGGAAUGCGGCGGCUAAUCGGGGGUCGUUGCGAGAUCGCUUCUUGGGCGCUGCGAGGGGUGGGGGGAGUAGUGGAGGUGGUGCUGGAUGGAGGGCUUGA